This is a messenger RNA of Molossus molossus (Pallas's mastiff bat), 2324 nucleotides long. It is a transcript of the gene MRAS, whose product is annotated as muscle RAS oncogene homolog. The transcript has 6 exons. Gene Ontology annotation, molecular function: GDP binding; GTP binding; GTPase activity. The record is from RefSeq and is a predicted model, not a curated record. Bases 416 to 1042 code for a protein of 208 amino acids. NCBI's taxonomy places the organism in Eukaryota, Metazoa, Chordata, Mammalia, Chiroptera, Molossidae. Gene Ontology annotation, cellular component: plasma membrane. Gene Ontology annotation, biological process: signal transduction.
GAAUUUUGUGAUGUGCGAAUUUUAUUUUUAUUUUUUAAAGGGGGGAAAACGACGCCAAUGGAGGAGUCAUCGGAACUGAAACAAUGAAAUGGAGCGGAGUGUCGCCUGUCCCCGUCGCACCCAUCUGAAGGAACUUUGAGCCCUUGAACGGUGCACCUAGAGGGCCUGGAAAAGCGAUCCCGGAGGCAGGAUCUAGAAAGACACACGUCCCGGGAUUCUAUGGGAACGCGGUUAAGGUGGCGAUCCGGGAUCUCUUAGGACUGGGGAGGCUCAGAAGUUGGCCGGGCCAAGCGGAGAUUUAAAGGUUGGAGCGCAGACGCUCUUAAAGGGGCCGGGACGAAUUCCCAUUCUGCGUCCACCUUAAAGCCAGCGCCGCGGCGCCACGGGUCGGACCCGGGUCUGACCCACCGGAAACAUGGCAACCAGCGCGGUCCCCAGUGACAACCUCCCCACAUACAAGCUGGUGGUGGUGGGGGAUGGGGGCGUGGGCAAGAGUGCCCUCACCAUCCAGUUUUUCCAGAAGAUCUUUGUGCCUGACUACGACCCCACCAUCGAAGACUCCUACCUGAAACAUACAGAGAUUGACAAUCAAUGGGCCAUCUUGGACGUUCUGGACACAGCCGGGCAGGAGGAGUUCAGCGCCAUGCGGGAGCAGUACAUGCGCACGGGGGAUGGCUUCCUCAUCGUCUACUCCGUCACAGACAAGGCCAGCUUCGAGCACGUGGACCGCUUCCACCAGCUCAUCCUGCGCGUCAAGGACAGGGAGUCAUUCCCAAUGAUCCUCGUGGCCAACAAGGUCGAUUUGAUGCAUUUGAGGAAAAUCACCAGGGAGCAAGGAAAAGAAAUGGCGACCAAACACAACAUUCCAUACAUAGAAACUAGUGCCAAGGACCCACCUCUCAAUGUGGACAGAGCCUUCCAUGACCUGGUGAGAGUGAUUAGGCAACAGAUUCCGGAAAAAAGACAGAAGAAGAAGAAGAAAACCAAAUGGCGGGGAGACCGGGCCACUGGCACCCAUAAACUUCAGUGUGUGAUAUUAUGAUGGGCCUGAAGCCCAGGGCACAGUGACAGUGAGCUGGCCAGCCCUCGGGACCCCUCCACUGCCUAACCUCACUGAAAACCAUUUCUAACCAUAACCCUUGACCUGAGGACUUGGCACAGGAAGGGAGAAAGGGAGGGUGGGCAGGGAGGAAAUGGGGUCCGGCUUCCCUGAAAGGGCACAGGUUUUUCCAUGUCUCACAAGACACAAGGAAGCAACGCUACACAGAAGUAGCAUCAAAGCCCCUCGUGUCGAUUCCUCCCGGUUCCUCCCUGUUUCUUGGCUGUGUUGUUUCUUUGAACCAGUGUCGGUCCGAUGUGGAAGUGUUUAUCCACCAUGUGCAGAGUACAAAACAAGCCAUGACCCAGCUCCCCCUUGUCUCCAGUCCUCGGUGUCCGAGCCUGGGUGUUUUUUGUAGAUUUUUAAAAUUAUUUUAGUGAUUAUUGUCUCAAGGGGGUCUGCUCACUGCCUGGUGAAGUUUCAAGUCUGCGGCAGGUCUCUCUGACAACGUGUCUGGAAUAUCACCGUUGUUGUUUUUACCUGAGUCUUCCCAGCAGUGCCAGGCUCACUAUGAACGUAGAACGAGUGAGAGGCCGGAAGUUCACAGGGACCCAAGCUGGAGGCCUCAGGGGAAGCAGGCCCUGCUCACGGCCUGGAAACUGGAGAGACAAGAUGUGUUUACCUGGAGGGUUUGACUGCAGAUACUGGGAAACAGAAUUCGAUUCUGCAGGGAGGAGAGGCUGGCAAGAGCAUGUCAGUUCCAAAGGGCUUCAUUAUCCUGGAAAUGUAUAAACUGAAGUAAGCAGAUCUGCCCAGUGUUCCUGUCUUUCUCAGUCAGCGUGGGUUCAGUUCUGUUCUUCCCGCCGGCAACAGGGCCGCCGGGCUGCCGGCGCCUCUCCGACAGACACUGACAGGCCUGCAGCCUCCACAUCAGAGUGAGCUGAUGUGGCUGCCAUCCAGGACAUUCUAGUUCGUGCUGAAUCUUAACCAAAAGUGAUCGGUGCUGUUAUUACUAAAACAGCGCCAAGACCUGAAACCAUUUUUCCUCUGAAUCAACUGACAACCACUUCUGAAGCCCAGUAAAUCAUUUGCAAACUUAGUAUUAGGUUGCCUCUCUGGAACAUACUUUUAUUAACCUUUCAGAUCUUAACUAUAAUAUACGAUCAGAGGAAAAAGGAAGCUUGAGGUGAUCACAUUGCUCCCAUACACCUGUUUCUACAAGGGGACAGUCCCCCAACUCCCUGAUGGCGUCCACCUCCUCGGGUGCUGCUGAUGAGAGCCAAAG